This is a messenger RNA of Symbiodinium pilosum, 1959 nucleotides long. The record is from the annotation of a GenBank genome assembly. Lineage: Eukaryota; Dinophyceae; Suessiales; Symbiodiniaceae.
GAGGCCAAAGCGUGGAUCUCGGACAUUCAGGCGCACGUCAAGGAAUGUUUCAUGGCGAUGCAACAAGAGCAGACGGUUCUGAGCUCCCAGGCGCAGCAAGCCAUGGUGCGAACGGCCGAGUUGAUGGACGUCUACACGGACAGGAUCAAGUCCUCCCAAGGCACUGUUGCGCUCAGCGACUUCUAUGCCCGGGAGAUGGAGAAUGCUGCCGAAGAAGCCUCAGCAUGUCUCGAGCGCGAGAUUAAACAGGAGAUCGACAGUCUGCGCACCACACGGCUCGCAGAGCUUUGCGAGGAGGCUAGCAAGGAAGUGCUGCAGGAGGGCGGGCGAUGGGUUCGCCAUCGGUAUAUCGAGACGGUGCUAGCAGUGCUAGCGCCCAAAAUCGAGCAGGAGCUUGAAUUUCGACUUGGCCAGGCCAUGCAGCGCGCCCAUGAGAAGACCUUGGAUGUGGCUUUGCGUCUCCUGCGCGAGGCUGGACUCGAUGGUUUGGCUUGCACAGACAUCAACAGCCAAAGCGAGAUCGUCCGGCCAGAAACCAGCCAUCUGCGCGGACGAUAUCCCGUCGAGUCGGUAACCAUGUUGACAGGUGCCACUUUUCUUGUCGGCCGUGCUGCAGCUACCGAAGCCGGAGCGGCUGUCUUGAGCUCUCUCGGCGUUAGCUUUACUUCUUUGCAAAUCUUCGGCUUGGUGGGCUCUGCGGUCGGGGCCAUUGCUGUUUUGGGCUUGACGACGAAGUAUGCGCUGGAGGCACAUCCCUUCUGGACUUACGAGGCAGCACACUCGGAGCUAGUCGAGGACAUCAAGCGCACCAACCACUGGAGCAUUCUAACACAGGCUUGCAUCGCGAAGUCAAGGUCGCAUCUUCUGUCCAACGCCGCAAGAUUUCGUUUCAGGUUCAGCGAACUUUUGCUGACCCAGGGGGCUUCGGCGGAAGCUCUUCACACUUUGUUUCCAGACUUGCCUCUGUUGGAGAAGAUCCGGGCCAAAUUGGCAGAUUGCUGCCACCAUGUACAGAAGUUUAUGGAGGCGGAAAGUUUGACCGCGCGUGCAGGUCAAGACGUACUGUCCUGCUGUAGCUGGCGCGUUCAGAAGGCAUGGUCCAGAAUCAUUCAUCAAACCGACAUCUACAUCGAUGAGAACUCCCGAACCGAUUCCAUUGAUGGUUCAGUGCUGGCGCGCCUACUCUGCUUCCGCACGGAGGCACUCAUCAGAACUAACUGCUUCAGAGAGGCUAGCCACACCGCUUCGAGCUUCGCCAAAACAUUUCCAGCCUUGCUACUGCCCGUCGUCUACAAAACGGCGGUGAACCUUCUGCUGGCAUUCUACGAGAAGGAGCCGAAAGAGGCUGCUGAGGGCGAUGUGCGCUACUGUACAAUGGAGCUUGAAGGUCAGCGGGAUGAUGCAGAAAUACCAUGCUUGGUGGAGAUCUGGUACUUGGCUGUAGCCUCAUCAUUUCAAGUGUCCAAUGAUCCCAUUGGGCAUGUUGUUCCUGAAGUGCAGAUGUUGCUGAAUGCCAUCAGUUCACUCUUGCAGCGGCAGAUGAUGAUGCCGCCAUCCUUUGAAAGCGUGGUCCAGCAGAAGGUCACCCUCGUCAAGGAGCUAUCCAGUGCCUGGACCAACUCAGACGAGGAUGGCAAGCUGCGGGAGCAGGAGAUUAUGACGGUCUUCCUGGAACAAUGUGAGCUUUUCAUCAGUACCCUGGUCGAGUCGAUUCAUUCCCUGCUGGAGGCCUUACCUCCUGAGCACCUGGACAUGGGCCAGCUGGCUGGCGUCAUUCUCAGGCACGUGCUGGCCUCCGUUCGGGCCUGCUUUGAAGCACAGCCGGAUCCCUUUCCGAAAAGCGCCUAUGCGGAUCUCUUGUCCCGCCUUUGCCCUGUCGACGGAAGCGCUGUGGAGCUGCCAGAUGAAUGGGUGCGCCAGUUAGGCGCAGUGAUGAUGGAAGUUCAGCUGCGAGAGUAA